This is a messenger RNA of Haliaeetus leucocephalus (bald eagle), 3472 nucleotides long. It is a transcript of the gene TRIM59, whose product is annotated as tripartite motif containing 59. Gene Ontology annotation, biological process: cilium assembly. The record is from RefSeq and is a predicted model, not a curated record. The transcript has a single exon. Lineage: Eukaryota; Metazoa; Chordata; Aves; Accipitriformes; Accipitridae. Gene Ontology annotation, molecular function: zinc ion binding. Gene Ontology annotation, cellular component: cilium; intraciliary transport particle B; centrosome. The coding region runs from base 30 to 1253 and encodes 407 amino acids.
AAACGUUUUUUGUUUUUCUUUUGUAGGAGAUGCAUCACUUUGAGGAAGAACUAACGUGUUCCAUUUGCUAUAGCAUAUUUGAAGAUCCACGCGUUCUGCCCUGUUCCCAUACGUUUUGUAGGAACUGUCUGGAAGGCGUUAUUCAGCUGUCAAGCAACUUUUCCAUUUGGAGACCCCUGAGAGUUCCUCUGAAGUGUCCUAACUGUAGGAGUAUUGUUGAAAUUCCUGCUGCUGGCACUGAAUCGUUGCCUAUCAACUUUGCAUUGAAAGCUAUUAUUGAGAAAUACCAACAGGAAGAUCACUCCGAUGUUGCAACCUGCAGUGAACACUAUAGGCAACCGCUGAACGUUUACUGUCUUUUGGAUAGAAAAUUGGUGUGUGGCCAUUGCCUUACAAUAGGAAAACACAACGGUCAUCCAAUAGAUGAUCUUCAUAGUGCCUACAUAAAAGAAAAGCAGACUUCUGGAAAACUUCUUGAGCAGCUAACUGAUAAACACUGGACUGAUGUAUGUUUGCUUAUUGAAAAGCUGAAGGAACAGAAGUCCCAUUGUGAAAGCAUUGUUCAGGACGAUAAAAAAGUAGUAGUGCAGUAUUUUAAGAAACUUAGCGAUACCUUGGAGCACAAAAAACAAGCUCUGCUGACUGCACUGGAUGAAAUUAACACACACAUUUUGGAAGAAUAUGAGCCUCUCAUUGAGAAGUUGAAAAAAAUAAGGGAAGAACAGCUUGAAUUAAUGUCACUGAAUACGUGUAUUCAAAAAGAAGAGUCGCCGCUUAUUUUUCUUGAGAAGGUGGAUGAUAUGCAUCAGCGUAUAAAAGCUUUGAAACAGAAGCAACUACCAGAUGUUAAACCUGUGGAGAUUUAUCCGCGCGUUGGGCACCUGUUGAAAGAUGUGUGGUCUAAAACUGAAAUUGGUCAGAUCAACAAGAUCCUCACUCCAAAAAUAAAACUGAUUCCAAAAAGGAAGUUACGCAGCAAAGGCAGUGGAAAGGAAGGAAGAGAAUCUAAAGAACUCCUCCAGGCUGUAAAUCCUUUAGCAGUCCUGCUUCUUUCUAUAGUAAUAGUGGUAACUGUGUUUUCAUUUCACAAACCAGUGUUGUCAGUUGUAAUCGAAGCUGCGCCUGCUUAUAUCUCGGAAUUCUUGCUGCAUAUUUAUCAAGAUUUCUGCACCCAUUUGCAGAAUAUAGUGAAUGUGCUGUGCCAUACAUCUGAUUUACUGAUGGAGUUUUUAGGGAGAAUUGUUUCUCUUUGAUAUUUUCAAUGAUUAGAUUAAACGUUAGUGUAGGAAUCCAUGGGAUUUUUUUUUUAAUUUCUACUUAAAAGCUGGAUUGUUAAAGCUCUACACUUUUCCUUUCUAUUUCUAUAUCCUUUCUUUUUCUGUGUUGCAUAGAUUCCCUCUUAGCUAACUCUUAGUUAACUGAGAUUUGCGACAAAAAAGGCUUCCUCUUCUGCUCACACAAUAUGGUAGGUUGGUAGGUGUUUGUUUAAACUGGCAGCUAGUCAGAAACAAUGUCUGCCUAAGCAAGCUGUAAUCAGCUUACUAAUUGUCAUCUGGAGUCCUGGUUGUAAAAACUCCUUAAGCAUCUACUAUUGGGGUUGGUUUUUUUAAUAACAUCAUUUUAAGUCGGCUUGUUGUUUUUUUUUUAAUAAAAUCACUACAACAUUACAGGUUAAAAAACACCUCGGGCUGCAAACUGGCUAGUCCUGGAUGGGUCAGUCACUAGCUCUGGUGUGUAUAAAGCUCCUAUUUUGUGUUGUACUGACCUCUCUGAAUGUGUUUUAACUGGUAACACCCAUGGUCUUUAAAGCGUACAUUUGUGGCCCUGGGUUUCAUUUUGUUUGUUCCUGGUUACUAGUGGAUAGCAUGAUAUAAUCUUUUUUUAUUUUAUUUUUUUUUAACUUGUUUAUAAUAAGUUUGUGUCUUUCAAAUGGUUCUCUCCACUUUACAGGGCGGUAUCGGUAGGAGUUGUGGUGAGGUACUGCACACAGGCUUUUAGUGCCAGUGGCACACUGACCAGGUGUUUGUUUAGUCUGGCAGGGAGCUCUCACUGCUUACUAAAAUGACCCCUGAGUUUUUGCUGAAUCAUUUAACAUGUAGUGAAAAUAGAUACAUACUGUAGUAAGUAGCAAAACUCCCACUGAAGUCAGUGGUAUAAGGAUUUCAAAUGUUGUCAAGAGCUCUUAAGACAACUUGACAACGCAUGUAAAUUUAUAUUCAACUUUUCAGCACAAAAACCAGAGAUCUUUACCUUGACAUUGAGGGAACACGAUAGCAUCUUAUUCUGCAGUCAAAUGAUCACAAAUGCUGUUCACUGCUUCUGAUGAGAUGCAACAUCCCCUUUGAAAAGCCCUUUUUGGCCUUUGGUUAUCAACAGACCAAGUGCAGUAAGUACUGGGACAGCCCUGGGGUGUUGCAGUUACAACAGCAGAGCGCAGAUGUGCUUACAGUUCUCACUAAAAAAUGAGUAUUCUCCGAGUCUAAUUGUAUUUGACUUGAUAAAAAUAAUAGGAUAUUCUAGCAUAGCAGCAUUCCUUGGCUGUUGUGUAUUUUUAAAUAGUAGAUGUUGUUUAAAUAGUGAUGGGAUUCUGAGGCUACCCUUUAACUACUUGGUAUUUGAAACCCCCCUGCAACCCAAAACUUGCCCGCUGCUGCCUGCAGGUACUAGUGGGGUCCUGCAAAAUACCGGUUGCUGCCAGAGGUCCAAGAGAGCCGAGAGCAAGGUCAGGCCUCGGAUGUGAUGCCAAUACAUUCCUUAAGCUGAAAUAAGGAUCCUCGUAACAAUAUUGAUACCGUAAUGUUGCCGUAUUGAUAAAACACUAAGUCUGGCCAAACAGCUACUGCACAGCUCCCUUCUCUGCAGCUUCGGUGGGUUUGAUUGACUGAGGUAGGAGCCGGCAGCGCCUCAGAGGAGCGGGCCUUUGCCUGUGUGGUAGGAGCGGUUUCUGUAAUUUGUACAUAAGUUUUCUGUAUCUUUUAGUUACAAAGGCACAUCCCAUUAAUACCACCGAUCAGGUUUUGAAAUGGUGUUUAGGUGUAUCUAUCUGGGGACUGUGUAAAUGCUGUUGUAUUAAUUUCCCAAUAAAAUGGGGAAUUUUUGUCUUAAGCCCUGCUAGAAGGCUGUCACUUGGCAUGCAAAUCUCUCAAAACCUGGUGCUAAGUGUCUGUCUACUAGCUGUGGCUUUUUUGACUUACCUUCCUGUAUUUUAAAAACUUAAUUUAUAUGCAAUUUUAUUUUUCAAGACUACAGGGAUUUAUAAAAUAUGCCUUUACUGCUGAUUGAACCAUUUAGUACUUGUACUUAUAAUGCACUAUAUAUUUUAAUAAAUUUGCAUACAAAUAAAAUAUAUUCUUACAGUAGGAUUGGCUAACACCUUGAUUUCUUCACUGCACUGACCCUUCCCUCUGAUUCUUAAGCAGUGCCAGCAGAUGGGGCAGAACUGGUGAGCGGAGAGGGAGCGGUGAGUCUUGCU